AAGUGUUUAUCUUUAGUGAUGGUUUCUUUCUAUAGUAAACUAAUUCACCGGAAGUCAUUCUUCUAACACUACACUGCAACCAAGGACGCCUCGGUGUACGGGACUUAUUGAAUUGAAUAAUAUAGGCGUGGUGCGCACAGUUGGCAGUCCUGUAUAUAUAUAGUCUAUGAUGGAAACGAAUAUUGUGACCAUGAUUUUACUGGAACUGAGAAUUGAGUUACUUAAAGAACAUCGAAAUUUGUGUCGCAGUCCAAUGACCUAUUAGUUUGGAGUAUCACUGUGUACCGGUAUGUGAGUUGACUGGAAUUAUAACCCAACGCACAUCACAACAUGUAUGAAAGAUAUAAACUAUCACUCUAAGUUUCUAAAAAAAAUGGAAUUCAAAGCUAUACUAAUAAUUGAUCAGUUUUAUCAUUUCAUUGAAUCACUGAAAAAAAAAGCACAUUCUAACAUUUAGUAAAUAUUUAGUCUUAUUGUAUUGAAGCAUUUGGAAGAUAGCGUGGCAUGGCUUCUACCAGGCCUCUAUGUAGGCUUCACCUUCAUCUAUCCCUCAAGUCUUUUGGACCAUUGGGGCACCCCACAAGAUUUGUCGACUGUCUUUUUCCCAUUCUCUCUGUCCUUUGCCUUGGAUAUAUUCUCUUUCAAUGACAGGCCCGUCUAUUCUUUUAUGUUGUCUUCCUAUCGCUUUCUCUGUCUGCCUAUUCUUCUUUUUCUUGGUACUGUUUUUUUACAAUACCUCCACCAACUGACCUGCUAACUCUGUAGGCUACAAUCUGGUGUAUUCUCAUUAAAACUCCUUUCAGAGGCGGCUUUAGUGUCAUAUCAGGACCACAAAUAUUUGUACGAUAGACUGACAGUGACAAAAGAUUCUAUUUUCGAGGGGUCCCCUUAUGGCGCGGGGCCUGCAUCGGUUGCUCCUUUGCCACCCAUUUAGGCCGCCUCUGAGCCUGCAUCGGUUGCUCCUUGCCACCCAUUUCGGCCGCCUCUGCUCCUUUUAUUAGUGCGACGAUCUUUUGAAUAGGGCCUACAAUCCAAUCAGACACGACACUAUCACCAAGUUAUUUAAGGAUCGGACUUGAAUAAUUCAAAGAGAAUCGCUCAAUGAAAGACUUCCAUAACACUGGAUGGAAUCAGUUGAACAAAGCGUGGUGUGUCAUGUCAGGGUCAAAACGAUUUCGAUCUACGCCCCUCUAAGCAACAUAAAUACAUCUGUACGUUGUAGGUACCAUACUACUUGUAAUGUUUGGUUUUCAUUGUGUACUUAAUCUAGACAAGAUUCGUAUAUUUAUAAAUGCUUUCGAGCUAGUGUUUUUGAGAGAAGUGGGAUUUAUAAGACAAAACUCAAUUACAAUUAGUUGAUGUUGAGAGGUGUGUGGACUAGUAAUUGGGAACAUCUAGGGCUACUAAAUAGGGGAGUGUCUAGUUGACAAAGAAUCGAGGUAGAGAAUACGUAUUGCGCCUGGACGUGGCUAGGCUCCCACUUUUUUUUCUCUUAAAGAAAAGAGGGAAAGGAAAGGUUGGUCAUUCUACCAUGUGAUAGUAAUUACUUUUUUUAUCUCGUAGUACCGUCAUUUUGUAGCGCUCAAUCUGAUGUGUGGCUGAGACAUAUAUUUGGCACACAGCCCGUCCCAUUGGAUGCUGUUAGAUAAGAUAAGAUAAGAUAAUUUUUAUUGAUCCAAUCAAAUGGAAAUUCAGUUUGACAACAAUUGACAACCUCUGUGUCGUUUGUAAAAUAUUUCUGACAGAAAUGUUCUAGUCUUUAUUAAUCUUGACAAACGUUUUAGGGUUUGUAUCUCUAGGCCCUAGUCCUUGACCAAUGCUGUACAUUUAGUCUCAGUGUUGGAUUCAAAUGGCUUGUAGAUUUCAUAAACUGGCGUAAUGUGGGUUUAAUGAACUGUCGUUGAAGAUUUCUAGCGUUAGCUUUGUCAAUGUGUGUAGUCUUCCGGGGCUGGCGUAGUCUAGACAUACAAUGGAACUGUUUCUGAUCUUGACGCUGUGGAGACACCUGCAGUGAUCGAUAGCAUUGCAAAGAUGUGAGGAUGAAAGAUCUGGCCAGUAAUUGUAUCCAUAGAUCUGGGCGAUAGGACUCCAGAGAUGCCAUUAGAGCCUGCCCAAGGUGGUGCUAAGAAGUUUCUUUACACUGGCCCAGUCAACAGCAAAAAGUGUGAAAGUGACCAGUGGUCAUUAGGGAUUAAACCAACAAAUCAACAAAGUCCAAGAGGGUUGUCUGUUGAUUUAAACAAUGCUUGGAGUAUCAGAAAUGUUGGACUCAGCACAAGAAACACAUCAGCCAGUCACACUCAAGUAGACCUUAGUAAAAAUGUUCAGGCUGGUCUUUAUUCUCGCCAUGGAGGUUUGAAUGGGCAAAUUGGUGUAUCAAAUAAUCCAGUGGCCUCCCCUGGCAAAUCUUCAGGUGUUCAGUGGGCGAGCUCUGGACACAACUUCUCCCAAACAUCACAGAUGUUGACUGCAACAGCUGCACAAAGUUCUUCCAACUCAUCACGAAGUAGACAGCAUUUUUCCCCUUUAGAUGAUGAUACUAAUGAUUUUUGACAGUUUUUGUUGUUGUUGUUGUUUUAUUUAUUCAUUUCUAUGUGUAAAUAUUCUUUAAAUAGUGAAACUACCUGAUGAUUGGACUAAGACCAUUCGUUAUAGAAGGCCUGAACACUGCAAUGUCACAACCUGUGGGGAGUUUAGACCAAUAGCUCGCUGCCAUGUCACAGGUCUGUAUGAUGUGGCAACAAGCUAUUGGUCUUAAUAGCCCACAGGCUGUGACGUUGCAGGUGAGUGGUGAGGCCUUCUAUAAUGAAUGGUUUGACCCAGUGACUCUCUGGUACUUUAUAUAUAUAUAUAUAUAGGUAUAUAUAUAAAGGCUCUUAUGUCUAAUUCUAAUAAUUCAUUAAUACAUUUACCUAAUGCAUCCAAAUUAAAAUGCUUAAGAAAAUAUUUUUUUUAUUAAUGAUAAUGAAAAGUGAAAUAGAAUAUAUAUAGAUAUUUUAUUAUAGUAUUUCCUGAUAUAUUUACCAUCUUUUGGUUUGACUAUCAGCUGUAUAUACUCAUUUAUGUUAUCUGCAACUCCAACAAUGUAAAGUUGUUCAUAUUAGAAGUUGGGUGAAUCUAAUAUUCUUCUCUUUGGUAUUACAGCUUUCAUUGUUUAUAAUGACUUUGGUCAGAUUAGAAAUAUUGAAACAGCAAAUUUUCUGUCAAGUGCAGUCUUACCUUGAUUUCUCUGUCAAUUUAUUUCAAGCCUCCUUGUUUUAUAUCUUCCCUCACCAUUGACAAACGCAGGUUUUCCAUAGACAAACGCAGGUUUUCCAGUGCAAACAAGACCUCAUUUUAUAUCAUCUGAGAAAUAAAUUUGGAUAUCUGGAUUGUCUUUUCUUCACUCAUUGCAUUUGUUGACUUUUCCCAGAGUUCAAAUGGAUAAACUAAUACUAUAGUGUCAACAAACAAAAAGUCAAACUUUCUGUACUGUCCCCCUCUCAUCUGCUAGUUUUGAAUAUUGAUACUUGUCUAAAAUUCUUCAAUUAUGCAAGUUUCCUGAAAUGUUUCUAUUAAGUUUUUUAAAAUCAACUAAUGAUGGUGGUCAUCCAAUAACAUGCAGGAGAAUGGGCAGUGAGAAACAUUCUGCAUUUUUUUGCUGCCUAGACUCUGCCAAGAAACUCCCACUUGUUGACUUCUGGGUAUUCUUUCAUUUAACUACUGUGUUUUUGUCUGCUAAAUAAUUUUUGUGAUGCCAAUGUAAAACAAAGUUUACUCAAGAGGAUCACUUUGAUUCCUCCCCAAAAAACAGCCAGGAUCAUUGAACUUUACGAUGCUUAUAGCUUUUAAGUUUCACUUCAUCAAAAUACAUUUUUUGAUCAUUUUCAUGCACCCCUGUGAAAAGACAUAGUGUAUUGGGUGUCUUUGAUUAUAUUCUUUUUCAAAAUUUCAAACAGUAAAGUAUCUUUUUGAGGAUUCCAACUCUCACCACUUACAAUACAGUCUAUUUCAGUGGACCUUAUACUGUAAUAUUUGUUUAGGGGUUUCAAUGAUGAUUAGAGGCCUCUGACAGGUCAGUUUCAUGGAAAUGUCCUUGAUGUUUGCUGUCAGAUGAUUUGUCCAUGUCAAUAACAACUUGACAAUCUUCUGUCUGCAUUUGGUGGUAAACUAUUUUAAUUAACUGAUUGUUUGGUUUUUGCUGAUUGGGAAAGUGUUGCAAGUCAGUCAUGAUAUUUGUGUUUGGCACCAAAGCAUUUCUUUGCAAAGUUUCUCCUUUAUUGUUUCCUAUGAAAUAGAUCUUUCAAAACUGUCAGUGUUUAAUAACAAAGAUUUAUUCAAGUGAUAGACAUGAUCAAUGAAUGAUUGGCAUUGUUUUUAAUUCCAAAGAUUACAGAAGAGUGCAGUGUUUCAUAUGGCCAUGCAAACCAAGUUGUGACCUGCAUAUUUUCCCACAACUGAUGCAGACAAAGCAUAUUGAGCCUCGAAUGUUGGCAUAAAAUCAGAUUCUUGAACUUUUUUUUUAUUGCCUAAAGGCUGCCAUUGAAAAGCCUGAUAUUCUGAUGGAUGUUUUUUGUUUAUUUUUUUUUCUCUGACAUUCAAGUUUUCAAAGGCACUGUUUGUGGUUGAGGGGGAAAUUUAAUCUUAGCAUUUGGUCAGCUAAAUGUCAGGUAUUUCAUUCUUUCAUUUCAAUACAUGACAAUGUGUACACUGUACAUUCAUCGUUUCUAUUUUGCUAGAUUCUAGUACUAUGAUGGCUGUAGUCAAAAAUUCUUCUUACUCUGGUUCUUCAAGUUUUGAUGACAAGUUUGAAGAUUUUGGUAACUAUGCAAACCUGAUUUGUUGUUACUUAAAUAAGAUAGAUAAUUUUGUAUUGGUACAAUCAAAUGGAAAUUCAGCUUGACUACAAUUUGACCACCUCAGCAAAACUAACAAUAAAACUAUAGAUGCAAAUACGAACCUACAUUUACACACGAAACACAUACACACUCACUAAUAGCGCUUUGUGAAUUACGGUUCUAUGUACUUCUUGAUGAUGACUGAUGACCUUGUAACAUAUUUCAAAUCUUGAUGGUCUCUUCAGAUUCAUGCAAAUGUGUAGCAGUUAUUGUGCCUAUGCUAUUGUGUAGUAAAUAUUUUAUCACAAGAUUGUUGCAAACCUGAAGCAAUAUUUCUAUUCCUGUUAUUUUGAAGUUGUACUCUCACUUUAUUUGUAGCCUCAAAGAUAAUUCACAUUUCAGAACUUUUUUUCAGUAUUGCCUAUUACAAAUGUAUCUAAUUUAGUUUAACAAUUUCAAUGCACACUUGUAUAUGUUUUAGCAAUGGAAAAAACAGUUACUAUCUACCUAUUUGGGUCAGUAUGCUGCUCUGGAUGGAUAAGUCUGUACAUCUAAACAUGUACAAUGGGUUUCCUCAACCCUGUUGGGAAAAAAUAUUAGGGAAUAUUGUCUAUAGGCAAAGUAACACUGAGUUGUAAGGAAGAUUGGCGCUGAAUUUAUCAAGUACGUCUUUUUUGUGUGUUCAAUAGCUUGCAAAUGACAAAACUCCUAUGAUAUCGUAUUUCAAUUAAAAUGAUAAUAUAUACAGAUACCUUACAAUUUGCAAUAUAAAUUUGAAAAAAAGUAAAUAUGUAAUUUACUACUAGUAGAGAAAAAAAUACAUGAAAACUUUCACUUUAUAUACAUUAUACAUGUAUACAUUAACAAUUACAAGUAUUUAGGCAUUUUCUAUAUUUCUCCUUAUAUUUCUAAUUAUCAUUGGACAAAAUUUAUGUGUAUAAUAUAACACAUUUGUUGUUAAUGCAACUUAUCAGAAAAAGAAAUAAAUAGUCAUAGUUAUAAAUAAUAGCAAAGUCUGGACAUGAGCUGUGACAACUACUGAAUGCUAAAUUAAAAAAACAAACUUUGGUGUGAACUAUUUAUGUAUUAAUAUCAUUUUUGUUAAGUAUUAUAAUCUUUAUUUAAUCUUAAAUUCUUUGCUCUAUCUUUCAUUAAUUUUUUUUACAUAAAUUAUUCUUUCCUAUAUCAAUAUAAUUCUGUUUCCCUGACAUUGAAAAGAGAGUGCCACUAAUUAUUUACCUAUUCAGUUUGGAGAAGGUUCCAAGCUGCAUUCAGCCACUCAAUGAACACAACUUAAGCUCCCAUUCUGUUGUUCAAAAUAAAGUUUGUACUUGCUAAGGUUGAUGGAGGAUGUUUUUGUUGAUGUUUGAAUGAAUGUGAUGACUGAGAAUAUAAAGUAACUGGAAAUGAACAUUUCUCUGAGGUUAUAUUUAACUCAUUCUUUGAAUGCUAAUUAACAUAAUUGACUACACAGCAUUUGUUGUGAAGCAUUUAAAAAAAAUAUUCAUUGUACUUUGACAUUUUUAAAACUUUGAACUCCCUUCCUUUCCAUACUUUUGAUUGAAUACAGGAAUUACCUGUUUGUAAAAUGUUUGACAUGUUUCGAAUGUUCCUUCAGACUUGAAGAUAAUCUACUUCCUAAUCCAAACUUCUUGCUGGAUGACGGGGGAUGAUAGCGAGCAGGGAAUGAACCCUGGACCAUCGAGACAAUGAAUGAUAGUCCAGUGUGCACACUGCACCACCAGGCUGCCUCAUAUUUUCAGGCUGAAGUUGACAUUGUCAUUAUGUGGCCUUACAAUUGCUAUCAAUUUGUAUGCUAUGCGCACCUUGAAAUUAUCAGCAGUGUGUAAGAAAAUAUACAAUGAGGUCUAACUAAAAGUAGAUUUGCUUGUCUCAUUCAAGCACUAAGGCUAUAUUAAUGUAGGUCAGCUACAACCUCAGUUAUAGAAUCUCAGAUAACUUCAUUAUCUAGUAAAAUGUUUGUCAUAAAAAAGUUUAAAAAGUAUGAUACUUAUACACAAUGUCACUUUACCUGCUACUAGAUCAUUAUAUUCAUCAUUAUGAACUGUAAAUUUCAGUCACUUUAAUACUUUUGUACUAAUACCUCCCCCCCCCCCCUCUUUUCCAAAUUUUUUUGUCUACACAAAUCAAAAUUUGUUAUGCUUCAUUGUUAUGGUAAAAGGGAGAUUAUAAAAUGUCAACAUCAAAACUGAAAUCAAAUGUUAUCUCUCUUAGUAUUAGAUUAGCGUAAAAGGCAAAAAUAGAAAUGUAUGUUCUUACCUUCUUGAAGAAGAUUUGUGGAAAACAAACUUUAUAUUACAAUUUAAUAAAACAGAUUCACUUCAUUUACAUUUUAGCAAGAUGCUUUAAUAUGCUGUGAAAUUUUUGAAAUUGUUCAUUGACAUUAUUUGUUCAUCUUUCUUGCAACAACAUUGUGUGUUGUUAAUUACCAUUCACUUUAGUUCAUUUGUCACUUUAAACAAUGUCCUUCAUUUAAUUCAGAAAAUGUUUUCUCUUGUAUAUGAACACAAUAACUAAAUACCUAUGCCAUUGUUUUCUACAGUCCAAUGUUGUUGAUGUAUCAGUCUGCCUGUAACAAGUUUAUUGCCUCCAAUGUGUACAUUAUCUGCAACAAAGGGUAAAACUUCAGAACUACCGGUAUUUGUUACAUGUUGCAUGUUAAUGGAAACAAUAAAAAUUGAUGUACUUUUGAA
Messenger RNA from Biomphalaria glabrata, 7531 nucleotides. RefSeq lists its product as uncharacterized. The record is from RefSeq and is a predicted model, not a curated record. The coding region runs from base 2095 to 2553 and encodes 152 amino acids. The transcript has 6 exons. NCBI's taxonomy places the organism in Eukaryota, Metazoa, Mollusca, Gastropoda, Planorbidae.